This is a messenger RNA of Orussus abietinus, 2324 nucleotides long. It is a transcript of the gene Rpn13, whose product is annotated as proteasomal ubiquitin receptor ADRM1. The coding region runs from base 160 to 1401 and encodes 413 amino acids. Gene Ontology annotation, cellular component: proteasome regulatory particle, lid subcomplex; cytoplasm; nucleus. Gene Ontology annotation, biological process: ubiquitin-dependent protein catabolic process. Gene Ontology annotation, molecular function: endopeptidase activator activity; ubiquitin binding; proteasome binding. The record is from RefSeq and is a predicted model, not a curated record. The transcript is spliced from 5 exons. NCBI's taxonomy places the organism in Eukaryota, Metazoa, Arthropoda, Insecta, Hymenoptera, Orussidae.
ACGUAUAUGGACGGCCAUCUUGAAUUAUUCCAAUCAGCUCGAAUUGCUCUGUCAUUGGGUUCCUUCGUAAGAUCGUGUGUGAUUUUCGGUAUUGGCCGCUUACGAAAUAGUUUAAACGUAGUAAUUUGUGUCUUGCUAAAAAAUUAAGUUAUACUCAAGAUGUCGAGCGGGGCGUUGUUUGGUAAUAGUACCGUUCGGGGGGCGUCUAAGAAUCUGGUCGAAUUCAAAGCUGGAAAAAUGACUAUGAAAGAGCAGAUGGUUUAUCCGGAUACUCGAAAAGGAUUGCUUUAUGUCUACCAGUCGGACGACACGUUAAUGCAUUUCUGUUGGAAAGAUCGCACCUCCGGCGUAGUGGAAGAUGAUUUGAUUAUCUUCCCAGACGACUGCGAGUUCAAGCAUGUACCUCAAUGUAAAUCAGGAAGGGUAUAUCUUCUGCGCUUUAAAUCGUCUAGCCGAAAGUUCUUCUUUUGGUUGCAGGACCUUAAUACUAGUAAAGACGAAGAACAAUGUAGAAAAAUCAACGAGGUCUUGAAUAAUCCCCCUACUCCUGGAUUGCAACGAAGUGGAAGUGCUAAUCCGGAUGGAGAUUUGCAAAAUCUUUUGAAUAAUAUGUCUCAACAGCAAUUGAUGCAGUUGUUUGGUGGGGUCGGUCAAAUUGGGGGUCUGGGUAGUUUAUUGGGAGCAAUGAAUAGGUACAACGUACAAAGCAAUAGAGCAUAUACGCCCUCGUCGUCUACUCCGGUAACGACGAGCGUAGCCAGGCCGCCAGCAGCCCAAACCCCGGUGCCCUCGUCAGUUCCUGUCUCCGAGUCUUCCAAGUCUUCAGGUGCCAGUAAGUCCGUUUCCAGAACAGCGGCACUAUCUACCGCCGUAACGAAUGCUUCUCCUAGCACUCCCAUUCAACUCCGCGAUCUACAGAGUUACCUCUCUGGUAUAUCAACACCAGCAGGUGCCGAGCCCAUUGCCCAGAGGGGCGUAGCGACCGAGCUGACCAAGUCCAUCCCACCGGCGAUCGCUACGACGGAAAGUCUGGAGCGUGCGAUGAGCGUGCACUUGCCACCCGGGGACAGCCUCUGUACCACGCUCUCGUCUCCCCAGUUCUCCCAGGCGCUCUCAAUGUUUUGGUCUGCUUUGCAGUCGGGCCAGGCGGGCCCAGUCGUCCGCCAGUUCGGCCUGGAUCCGAACGCGGUCAGGGCCGCCGUCAGGGGGAACCUGGAAGAGUUCGUCACCGCCCUGGAGUCCGAAGCCAAGGCCGCUCAAGGCCAGUCCCAAUCAGAAGACCAACGCCCGGCCGAGGGUCAGCAGAGCAAGGAGGAGGCCGCGGAGAGGAAGCCUCCUCCUCAGGGCGGCGCCCCCACCGAGAAGAAGGACGACGACGACGAGGGCAUGUACCUCGACUGAGGAUCGCUCGUCUCCGAGGCCGCGCUAUCGGGCGUCUUAUCUUUAUCGAAGGCUUUCUUUGCGGCGACGUCCCGCGAGGCGGGAAUACAAUUUUUAGAGGGAGAUAUAUACCGGUAAGCCGAUGCUCGACCCGGAGGGAAUUUUUCCGUAACGUGUUUCUUUGAGGUACUAUUUAUACUUUCCGUCGGAAAGAGAGAGAGAGAGAGAGAGUGCUCGUUCUGUCGAAAUUUGUAGCGUCCGGGAGUGAUCUUUGCCUCCACCGUGUUUAUAUGUUGGAGCGAGUAGCUGAAUUAAUUUAGGCCGAAAUCAAAUUUGUAAGAUGUGUUUGGUUGCGUCCCGUUGAUCAAGUAACAAGGUUUUGUGUUUAAACGAUGAGAUGUAAGUCGCCGUUCAUGGAUUAAUCGACUUUGUCAGCGGUCGAUCGACUAGAGCGCAGAAUAUAUUAAAUAUGCCCAUAGGUUGCCUGUAUAAAUAUUGAAGAUAUUUUAUAACGAUGCCAAGAACCGGUUAAGUAAUUCGAGCAGAAAUUACCGUAGCUGGGCUUACAUCGGACUUUGCGACUCCGUAUCGUACUUCUUGAACGAGCUGGCUGCUUCGAUAUCGUUAAUCGGGGGGGAAUAAAACGUAAUUAUAUAGUGACUAAUCGGUGUAAGAUCUUCGAUACGAGGUAGACAUUAAGCCCUGGUUCAAACCCAUGGGCCACGUCUUUACCGCGCCUUAUUCGUAUUAGCUAUUUUCUGUAACGCCUUCGCGUAUCUAGACUGCCACGAUUAUGUCGCGAUAAACGGUAGUCGUUGCCAACCCUUUAUACAACUGUUUUCUAAUUAACCUAGUACACUAGAGAAUUCGUUCGUUGUGACUUGUUUUCGUGAAUUUGUAUCGCCAAUUAAUUAAUUGAAUAAAAAUCGCUCCGCGUAGCUAAA